Bacidia gigantensis is the source of this 579-nucleotide messenger RNA. RefSeq lists its product as uncharacterized. The coding region runs from base 1 to 579 and encodes 192 amino acids. The record is from RefSeq and is a predicted model, not a curated record. NCBI's taxonomy places the organism in Eukaryota, Fungi, Ascomycota, Lecanoromycetes, Lecanorales, Ramalinaceae. The transcript has 2 exons.
AUGGCUAUACUUAAUGGUCUUGAGGUUACAGUGCAAGUCGACGAUGAGAAUGUAGAAGAAUUCGAAGAUCCAGAUGACAAUGCUGAAGAAAAUGGCACCUUCGAAACCACGAAAUAUGUUGAAGCGAAGUCCGGAUCGUCUUUUGCAUUAAGCUUCCGUGUCCCAGCAGCCUACCGAAUGAUCUCGCCGUGCUUGACUUUCCGGUACGCUGUGGACGACAAAGACUAUGGAGGCGCUAUUGCAACGAACGACCAACAACGCGACCGCUUCGGAGACAUCGUUCUCGUCAGGAAAGGUGAUAUGAGCCAUUCUGGCAAGCGUAUAGAGAUGAGGCCUUUUGUAUUUAGUGAAAUCAAUAUUGUUGAGGAUGGGGCGACACGAAGCGUACGGAUGAUGAAACCCGAUUAUCUCAAGGUUCUUGGUACAAUCAAAUGCGAAGUCUUUCGCACCAAGAUCACAAGGGUUCAUUCGAAAGAAGAAUACAUUGCGAGCUUAAGAAACCAAGUUAAAACUUCGAUGCCGGUAAAUACUACAGAGAAGCAGAUAAAAGGCCAAGCUCUUAGCCACAGCUCCCAGUAG